Messenger RNA from Homarus americanus (American lobster), 465 nucleotides. RefSeq names its product pollen-specific leucine-rich repeat extensin-like protein 1. Bases 1 to 465 code for a protein of 154 amino acids. Lineage: Eukaryota; Metazoa; Arthropoda; Malacostraca; Decapoda; Nephropidae. The record is from RefSeq and is a predicted model, not a curated record. The transcript is spliced from 2 exons.
AUGUUGAAUCUCUUCAUCAAUAUCCGCGUUGGUGGACAAGUGGGAGCCGAGAUACUGAAAGGCCAAAAAGUGCAUACGCUUCUGCGUAAGUGUUCAGGAUCUCGUCGGCCAGGAGAAUCCCAAAGGAGCCUCCAAAACCCCAAAGAAGCCCCCAAAGCCCCAAAGAAGCCCCAAGAACCCCAGAGGAGCCCAAGAACCAGAAAUGAGCCCCAAGAACCCCAAAGGAACUCCAAGAACCACAAACGAGCCUCAAGAACCCCAAAGGAGCCCUCAAACCCCAAAGGAACCCCAAAACCCCAAAGGAGCCCAAGAACCCCAAAGAAGCCCCCAAAACCCCAAAGGAGCCCCAAAAACCCCAAAGAAGCCCCCAAAACCCCACAGGAAUCCCACAGAAGCCCCAAGAAUCCCAAAGGAGCCCCAAGAACCCAACAGGGACCCUAUGAACCCUACAGGAAUCCCACAUGA